This is a messenger RNA of Nycticebus coucang (slow loris), 6638 nucleotides long. It is a transcript of the gene CDH6, whose product is annotated as cadherin 6. Gene Ontology annotation, biological process: multicellular organism development; homophilic cell-cell adhesion; cell-cell junction assembly. The transcript is spliced from 12 exons. Gene Ontology annotation, cellular component: catenin complex; adherens junction; plasma membrane. The record is from RefSeq and is a predicted model, not a curated record. Gene Ontology annotation, molecular function: cadherin binding; calcium ion binding. Lineage: Eukaryota; Metazoa; Chordata; Mammalia; Primates; Lorisidae. Bases 317 to 2689 code for a protein of 790 amino acids.
CCCACUUCAUUCACUUGCAAAUCAGUGUGUGCCCACAAGAGCCAGCUCUCCGGAGCCCGUAACCUUCCCAUCCCGAGAGCUGCAGUUUCAGCCGCUGCUACGAGAACGGCAGAGCCGGGGACGGCGGCCCAGGCAGGAGGAGCCCGGGCGGGUCGCAGGGUCCCCCCGGGUGCAGGAAGGCGAGCGGAGAUAUCCUCUGAGAGCCAAGCAAAGAACAUUAAGGAAGAAAAGAGGAAUGAGGCUGGAUACGGUACAGUGAAAUAAAAGGGACUUCCAGGAGAGGGACUCGCGACCAGAGCUUGACGGUGCCAUCAGAAUGAGAACUUACCGGUACUUCUUGCUGCUUUUUUGGGUUGGUCAGCCCUACCCGACUUCCUCAACUCCAUUAUCUAAGAGGACUAGUGGUUUCCCAGCAAAGAAAAGGGCCCUAGAGCUCUCUGGAAACAGCAAAAAUGAGCUGAACCGUUCAAAAAGGAGCUGGAUGUGGAAUCAGUUCUUUCUCCUGGAGGAGUACACCGGAUCCGAUUAUCAGUAUGUGGGCAAGUUACAUUCAGACCAGGAUAGAGGAGAUGGAUCACUUAAAUAUAUCCUUUCAGGAGAUGGAGCAGGCGAUCUCUUCAUUAUCAAUGAAAACACAGGCGACAUACAGGCCACUAAGAGGCUGGACAGGGAAGAAAAACCUGUUUACAUCCUUCGAGCUCAAGCUAUAAACAGAAGAACAGGAAGACCUGUGGAGCCCGAGUCUGAAUUCAUCAUCAAAAUCCAUGAUAUCAACGACAAUGAGCCAAUAUUCACCAAGGAGGUUUACACCGCGACGGUGCCUGAGAUGUCUGAUGUUGGUACAUUUGUUGUCCAAGUCACUGCGACUGACGCUGAUGAUCCGACAUAUGGGAACAGCGCUAAAGUCGUCUACAGUAUUCUACAGGGACAGCCCUAUUUUUCAGUUGAAUCAGAAACAGGUAUCAUCAAGACAGCCUUACUCAACAUGGACCGAGAAAACAGGGAGCAGUACCAAGUGGUGAUCCAAGCCAAGGACAUGGGCGGCCAGAUGGGAGGAUUAUCUGGGACCACCACCGUGAACAUCUCGCUGACAGACGUCAAUGACAACCCUCCUCGCUUCCCCCAGAGUACCUACCAGUUUAAAACUCCAGAAUCUUCUCCACCGGGUACACCAAUUGGCAGGAUCAAAGCCAGCGACGCUGACGUGGGAGAAAACGCCGAAAUUGAGUACAGCAUCACAGACGGUGAGGGGCUGGAUAUGUUUGACGUCAUCACGGACCAGGAAACCCAAGAAGGGAUUAUAACUAUCAAAAAGUUCUUGGACUUCGAAAAGAAGAAAGUAUAUACUCUCAAAGUGGAAGCAUCCAAUCCUCACGUUGAGCCACGAUUUCUCUAUCUGGGACCCUUCAAAGAUUCCGCCACGGUUAGAAUCGUGGUGGAGGACGUGGAUGAGCCUCCUGUCUUCAGCAAACUGGCCUAUGUCCUACAAAUAAGGGAAGAUGCUCAGAUCAACACCACAAUAGGCUCAGUCACAGCCCAAGAUCCAGAUGCCUCCAGGAAUCCCGUCAAGUAUUCGGUUGAUCGCCACACAGAUAUGGAUCGGAUAUUCAACAUUGAUUCUGGAAAUGGUUCGAUUUUUACAUCAAAACUUCUUGACCGAGAAACACUGCUGUGGCACAACAUUACCGUGAUAGCAACAGAGAUCAACAAUCCGAAGCAAAGCAGCCGAGUACCUCUAUAUAUUAAAGUUCUAGAUGUCAAUGACAAUGCCCCAGAAUUUGCUGAGUUCUAUGAAACUUUCGUCUGUGAAAAAGCAAAAGCAGAUCAGCUGAUUCAGACCCUGCGUGCAGUUGACAAGGAUGACCCUUACAGUGGGCACCAAUUCUCAUUCUCUUUGGCCCCUGAAGCAGCCAGUGGCUCAAACUUUACCAUUCGAGACAACAAAGACAACACAGCGGGAAUCUUAACUCGGAAAAAUGGCUAUAAUAGACACGAGAUGAGCACCUACCUCCUGCCUGUGGUCAUUUCGGACAACGACUACCCAGUUCAAAGCAGCACUGGGACAGUGACUGUCCGGGUGUGUGCAUGUGACCCCCACGGGAACAUGCAGUCGUGCCAUGCCGAGGCGCUCAUCCACCCCACGGGACUGAGCACGGGGGCUCUGGUUGCCAUCCUUCUGUGCAUCGUGAUCCUACUAGUGACGGUGGUGCUGUUCGCAGCUCUGAGGCGGCAGCGGAAGAAAGAGCCCUUGAUCAUCUCCAAAGAGGACAUCCGGGACAACAUCGUCAGCUACAACGACGAGGGGGGCGGCGAGGAGGACACGCAGGCCUUCGACAUCGGCACCCUGAGGAACCCCGAAGCCAUGGAGGACAGCCAGUCGCGGAGGGACAUCGUGCCCGAGGCGCUUUUUCUGCCCCGGCGGACUGCCGCCGCUCGCGACAACACGGACGUCAGAGAUUUCAUUAACCAAAGGUUGCAGGAGAACGACGCGGACCCCACGGCGCCGCCCUACGACUCGCUGGCCACCUACGCCUACGAGGGCGCGGGCUCGGUGGCGGGUUCGCUGAGCUCGCUCGGCUCGGCCACCACGGAGGGCGACCAGGACUACGACUACCUGAGCGACUGGGGCCCUCGCUUCAAGAAGCUGGCGGACAUGUACGGGGGCGCCGACAGCGACAAGGACUCCUAAUCGGCUGCCUUCUUCCCUUUCCAGUCCGACGCUGAAGUCCAGGAAACAGCUGUGUCUUUCUAUUUAUCCACCGCUCUGUGAAGGGUUCUCCGGUCUACCCAUUCCUUGUGGAUCUAAUGGUAGAAACUUUUUUCUAGCACACUUUUAUGAGCUUCCAAGGGGCAAAUGUUUAUUUUUUAGUGCGUCCAGUUAACCAGGUCAGCUGGCCAGGCGCGCUGGCGAGGACGGGCAGUGGAUUUCUCGGGUCCUCCCCGGGUGCGUUUGGAGCGCGCUGGUGUCCACCGGCCUGGGGGCUUGGUGUCCUCCACGGACCCGGGUCAGCUGACCGCUCUACCUGUAAAUUACACGUGCUAAUGGGAUAAGGGAUUGUACUUUAAUGAUAAAACUAUAAUCUUAGGAAAAGAAAUAAGGGUAUAUCAGCUCACAAGGAGAUAAACAUAGAAGGGUGUGUUUUUUCUGUGGCAAAGAAUUUAGAAUGAUAUUUGUCCAUCCUGUUUGUUCUUCAAGAACUUUCUCUGGCCCCUACUAUUAUUCGAAACAUCAAUUCGAAACAUCAAAUCCACCCAUGUCUUAAAAUUCCUUUUAUGAUUAAGGAAUAGAAGCAGAUGAAAUGGUAACAUUCACAAACAAUAGCAACACACUUAGUAAGACUUCAUUCCUUGACACUAACUCAUAAUUUGUUAUGUAUUAGACAUGCAAAAGUUUGCCUUUGCGCCGUAUGAAGGGAAAGGGGAAAUAGCCAGAGAGGAAAUAUUUUAGCAUAUGUGAAAGCUUUGGCCACCAAAUGCAUCACAGAUCACUAGAAAUUCUUUCAACCAUCAGUAGACUAAGGACAAAUAAGUCUAAUUGUUUAAGUCCUUGAAAGAAUUUUUCUGUGGUGAAUUUUAACCUUCUUGUCUGUAGUUGUCAGUAUUAUUCUAUUAUACUAUACUGUACUUGCAAGUAGCAGUGUAAAGUACAAUAAUUCAUCUUUUUCAGAUACUUUACUUCUUACACUAUUAAAAUGAAUUAGUAAAGGUAAACAAAACUUAAACCCUGCUCUUGGCAUUCAGCGGACAGGUUAGAGCCAGCAACACAUGAACCUAAUACCCAGCCCUUCACAUCCAGAAACAUUUAUAUAUUUAUAGAACAUAAUGGAUAUCUACAAACAACAGUGAGAUCAUGUCUGGAAGAUGCUUACACUGGGAAAACUUGGGUUCCCUUCAACAAGAGUGUUUAAGAUUGUUAUUAAAAUGAUAGUUGACUUUCAAAAGCAUUCAUAUUUUUUUUCAUUGUUUUAACUUUGCUUUCAUGGCUGUCCUGCCGUGCUUGUCCUUGAACUAAUGAUAAAGUAAUGGUCUCAAAGUACAACAGAAAAGUAGUGUAAAAUCCGACCAAUCUAUUAUUUCUCUCAUUAUGCAAUUAGCCUCAUAGUCAGUUAAUAUCCAGAGGACCCAGCUGAAACUGAACUAAUCCUUCUGGCAGGUUCAAAUCAUUUAUUUCAUAUGACCAUUCUAAUGACUUUUAUCAUUAGAUUCGUACAUUGUACAGUCAUCAGAAAUUUCCAAAGUACUGUAAUGAAAAUACCCUUGUUUUGAAAACCUAAAAAACAGGCUCUGUGUAUAUAUACUAUAUACUUAAGAAUAUGCUGACUCUACUUAAUCGUCUUAGGGAUUUGUUUUCAAGUAAUGUUAAUUUUCUACAAAUAAUCAUGGUGUCAUUUCUAUUUGGGAAUAUUGUCAUAAUCAGCACAUAGUUUCAGUUUGGAAACACAUUGUUGUUCAAGUUUUCAAUAGGCAUAUUACCCAGAAAGCAAAGAUGUCACCUUUAAAACAAAAGAAAUAUAGUAUUUGGGGUUACUCAAUUAGAGUGAAAAUGUUUUACAACCAUAUUAUUCCUGAUGUUUCCUGAAUGGUGUCUCCUAUUUCACAAUGGACUACUGUGUAUACUAACAAGUAUUUCAUGCUUGAGGUAUUUCCUGCUUUCAGAGUUUCUUUUUCUGGCUCUUCAUACACACACGCACACACAGAGGAAUGCAAAUAAAAGUCUACUAGAGGUCGUCACUCUAAUGAAUCAAUGUGAAUCAUAGUCACAGGUAAGUGUUGAAAAAAAGAUAGCUUAGUAAAGUUAAUUAUUAAAUUCUAGUGAUUUAUAGCAAUAGAAGAGCACCGUAAUCACAAGACUUACUGUACAAUUAAAGAGCUCACUAUCUUUGUUUUCUGUCAUAUAACAAACUGAAUCAAAAAAGAUAGCUCUGUAGAAAGAAAAGUGUCAUCAAAAGUUGAGGGUCGACACCAUCAACUUCCAAUAUUUAAGAGUAGGGUUUAUUUUCUCUAAAUAAGUGAAAGGAAGUGGUUCAAUAGUAGAAUAUUUGAGAUAUAAUUGGCAGGGUCUUUUAUCCCAUCCUGAAGAUGAUACAGUGGAUCAAGAACAGAUUAAUAGGACAAAUAUUGAAAUCACUUUAAUCUUUUACCACAGAAGCCAAUAAUGAAGUAAAUUUACGGGAAAUUGGCAACCAGAGCUGAAUAUUUAGUACUAGGGUCCUGCAAGUAUCAAGUUGGAAUGAUAUCUUCCUAUAAUUAAGACUCUUGGACACCAUGGAAACAGUAAGAGCUGCAGUUACGUCAUCUUUUGGCUUGGUUACCUCCUUCUCCCUAAAAGUUCAGGUCAGGGUGAUGCCUGUGGCUCAAAGGAAUAGGGCACCAGCCCCGUAUGCUGGAGGUGGCUAGGUUCAAACACAGCUCCAGCCAGAAACUGCAGAAAAAAAAGAAAAAGGUCAGGUCAAAUACCAUUCCAUGUGCACAGCAGAUGAUUAUUAUUUUUUUUAAGUGAUAAAUCCUGAGUCAACCUGAAAGAUUACUGGAGAAAAAAAUAAUUUUCAGCUUGAUCUUCACAUUGUCUGUGUUCCGAUUUUAGAAGUUGGUGAUGGAAAAGAUGGAAGGAAAAUAGGAAGAACUAAAAUUUUAAUAUUUGUUAUAAUCACUGAGAAAUUAAAAUCCACUAAACGUAAGCAAGAGUGUUGUGAGCAGUUUCAAGGACAUUGAGGCCCUUCAGACAUUUUUUUCUUUUUUGCCCUCUCUCCAAAGGAAAGAGUUGUUGUUUUUUUUUAACUACUCAGAUGUUCCCUAGCAUAAGCUGAAUUUUCUAACCAUUGAGCCCCUGUGCAUAAGUUUAAAGCUCCUUCAACUUCAUGGCCACUUUUCUGCUGAGAAUCCUGAAAUAAUUUGGGCCCAAAUAAGCAAAUCAAAUGAGAGGAAAGCAAAGAGAGCUUCGUAGAACCACAAGGGAGGGAAUCUGGGCACAGUAAAUGUAUGUUUCCUUCAGAACUUUCCUUUACAGUUUAGGUGCAUAAAGGGAGGUUCAGCUACAAAAUUACUCCAUUUUCAGAUAGAACAAAACCUGGCAGUUCAAUUUUAACUCAGUAUAAAAAUGUGUGAUUUAGUUUUCAUUUUCAGCUCCCCAAGAGUUGUGUGAAAGUUCUUAAAAAUUGAAUCUGUAUCUUAGAUGCAUCCAAAUUUUAUGGAUCCAAAUUAGCUUUAGAACGUUUCCAUUCUUUCAUUUUUAAGCACAUAAAUUUUCCAUCUCUUGAUUUGCCGAACAAUAUCGCACAUCAAUUGCUUUGCCUGGAAGUGGAUAUUCUAUUGGAGAUAAUGGUGUAUAAACUAUGAACUCGGCAUUUUUAGAUGCUGUAUACUUGAGUACCACAAAAGAGCAUGAAGUUGAAAGGAAAGAUCAGAGUUGAUUCCUGGGUACAAACUAAAUAUUUAAAUCAGGUGCUCAUCUUUAUCUGCUAAACUCAUUUUCCCCAGAAAGAGACCUUCAAAUAAAUUCUUUAUCCUAGUCCCUAGUUUUGAAGUGGUAUAAUUACUCUGGAAGAAACACUUUAAAAAGUCAUGAUCCCUAGGAUUUUGAAAAGUGUCCUCUGAAAAGGAUCACUUUAGGGGUUAUUUUAAUGUUUAUGUUUUAUCUA